CCUCAUUCCGCCAACUAACAGUAUUUGGCUGUUGAAGCCCGACUUAUUUCGUACCACUAGGCGUGCAUUGCAUCCUUAGUGAUGGCGAUGUCAUCAAUCGCGAUGUGAAUCUUUUUUCUAGUGUUAUAACCAAAUAACACGACCGAAGCAAGGUUGUCAAGUCCAGCUCGUCCAAAAGAAUGCUCUAGUGAGAGAUACUACUCCCUUGUUUUAUGGAGGAUUGCCGAUGGGGAAAGAACUUGAAGAGUAAAGAUGCUUUGAAAAGUUAUCUACGACGACUAAAUAAUUUGAAAAUACCUAUGGAUAUAUUUGGAGCUAAAGUGUUUGGGCGACGUUUCCUGGUCUGCAUCUUUCCAGAUUGCCAGUUUCCAAAUCAUACUGUCGAGGAGUAUCAGACUCACCUGAUAAACGACCAUUCUCCGGUGUUAGGUCAGACCCUCGACAAUAUCAAUGACAAUACUGAAGCAGAAUAGGGAGAAGAAGAUCCCGUAAAUGCGCCCUCCGCAGAUGAAGAAUUUUUCGAAGUGUACAUUACUUCCUUGUCACGAUGAUGCGUAAACGAGCUAAAAGAAAAACAUGAACAAGAUAUGGUAGAACUCCUUACGGUCGAAUUCCCUUCCC
Molecule: messenger RNA, 621 nt
Organism: Umbelopsis ramanniana AG
Lineage: Eukaryota; Fungi; Mucoromycota; Umbelopsidomycetes; Umbelopsidales; Umbelopsidaceae
Exons: 4
Coding region: 213-473 (86 amino acids)
Source: RefSeq, a predicted model, not a curated record